AUGCGGCCAUCUCGACCGGGGUCGCCGGCUCUGUUUGCCACGGCCCCAGACGCAUUCAUGGACCUCGUCAGCUCGGUCGUCAUGCUCAUCACCUCGUGGAUGGGAGCACGGCCCAAGCUGGCCAAGUUCCCCGUCGGGCGCAAACGCGUCGAGACCGUGGGCAUCAUCCUCUUCUGCGCCCUGAUGACGACGGUCGCCGUGCAGCUGAUCAUCGAGUCCGCCCGCGCCCUCGGCCGUGGGGCCCGAGACACAGAAUCGCUGGCCAUCAUCCCCAUCGCGUUCGUCUCGACGGCCAUGUUUUCCAAGGCGUGUCUCUUUGUGUACUGCUUCCUCCUGCGCCGGUACCCCGCGGCACGGAACUUCAUGAUCGACCACCGCAACGACAUUGCCGUCAACCUGUUCGGCCUGACCAUGUCGACCGUCGGCAGCCGCUUCAACAAGGUAUGGUACCUCGAUCCCGUGGGCGCCAUCUGCAUCGCACUGCUGAUCCUGUGA
Cladophialophora carrionii CBS 160.54 is the source of this 495-nucleotide messenger RNA. RefSeq lists its product as uncharacterized. The transcript has 2 exons. Gene Ontology annotation, molecular function: monoatomic cation transmembrane transporter activity. Gene Ontology annotation, biological process: monoatomic cation transport; transmembrane transport. Gene Ontology annotation, cellular component: membrane. Lineage: Eukaryota; Fungi; Ascomycota; Eurotiomycetes; Chaetothyriales; Herpotrichiellaceae. The record is from RefSeq and is a predicted model, not a curated record. Bases 1 to 495 code for a protein of 164 amino acids.